Molecule: messenger RNA, 6333 nt
Organism: Metarhizium acridum CQMa 102
Lineage: Eukaryota; Fungi; Ascomycota; Sordariomycetes; Hypocreales; Clavicipitaceae
Product: calcium channel protein
Biological process (GO): calcium ion import across plasma membrane
Cellular component (GO): membrane; voltage-gated calcium channel complex
Molecular function (GO): high voltage-gated calcium channel activity; calcium ion binding
Source: RefSeq, a predicted model, not a curated record
AUGUCCUCCAACACCUCAGACGACGGCAGCCAGGCGCGGCGUCGUCGCUCUAUUCCUCUACAAGACUUCCUCUUAACUCCAGGAGGCAGUGCAACAGACUGGCUGCCACCCAGUCGUCAGUACGGACCUACAUUUGACCGAAGCGGUGAUAGACAUUCACCAGCGGUUUCUGACGGUGUUCCUGCAAACACGACUUAUUGGUAUGCCUCGCAGAACGGAUCCGACGAUGGGACAGGUUCUAGUUCGCCUAUAGACCCAAUUGUUCUACAAGCCGCCCUUCCGCCAGAUUUUCAGACAUCUCUCUCAGAAGAACAUGGCGUCCAUGACUCCCAUUCUGUCGGUACCUUCGUAGGACCGUCAUAUAUCGAAGAGCCGCCGAGCACCGAGUACGAUGAUUCCGACCGGAUGCCCCUCACUGCCGGAGCACAGCCAAUAUCGGGAUCCAUGCCAGUUGAUGGCCAUGACCCCAACAUUCGAAGCAGUUUCCAAACUGUGUCAGACUUCGAUUGCAACACAGCCAAGGACCGUCAAUCAAACAACCUAGGACAUCAUGUCCAAUCUUCUUGCGAAACUUCACGAGGGAGACAACCCAGUUAUGGUGGCACCUUGGGCCCUGGUGAAUACAGAGUCUCUCGAUCUACGUCGCCAUCAGGUGCUCUUCUCCGCGCCGGUUCGAUUGUUCGAGCAAUGUCUCAGCGAGUGGUAAAUAUCAGUGGAGAGAGUGAGCUGCCGGAUCACAGGGCAUCAAGACCGCAAUCACGGUCGCCAAGAGCAUCUAGACAUGACCGGGGGAGAAGCCCAGCAGUCUCUAUGCUUGUCGAUACAUCGUAUCAAUCACAGACAACGCAGAUUGCACCAGAGAAGAUGGAUGCGGUUAGUCAGUAUCGACCCUCACUCCCUUGUGGCCGACCACCCAAUCCUCUCAAAGGUCGCUCGUUGGGCAUCUUCUCUCCACAAAGCCGGAUCAGGCUCUGGCUGUGUAACCUACUAGUCAACCCAUACACAGAGCCACUCAUACUUGUGCUCAUCGUUCUGCAGGUUAUUCUUCUGGCUGUAGAAUCUGGCCCUAGUGUCUUUCUUCCAGGCAAUGAGCGCCCAGACCGAUGGGGGAGACAUACCAUUGACUGGAUUAUGCUUGGACUCUUCAUCGUCUUCACCGUGGAACUUACUGCACGUAUUAUCGUUUCAGGGUUCUUUUUUAAUGCUGCUGAGUAUAGCACAAUAGAUCGCCAAAAGGGUAUUAGAGCUGCCAUUGUAGAACAAUACAGAACUGCCUUUCGACCCCAACGACAAAAAUCCGUAAAAAGCAGCUCACAAACGGAACCACAGCAUUCUACCUUCUCCCGCUCCUUUACCACCAUGAUGCAAAGCCAACAAUCGCUACCUUCAACCAUUGAAGAGCAACAGCGUUAUCAGCUAGCGCGACGUGCCUUUUUGCGACACUCAUUCAACCGCCUAGACUUUGUGGCGGUUGUCUCGUUUUGGGUGGCAUUUCUACUGGGUAUUGCCGAAAUCGAAAGCCGGCACCACAUAUAUGUAUUCAAAAUGCUCAGUUGCCUCCGAAUAUUGAGGCUUUUGGCUUUGACUCAUGGUACUGCGAUCAUUUUGAGAAGCCUAAAAAAAGCUGCGCCUCUACUCGUUCGGAUUGCGUUCUUGGUCAUGUUUUUCUGGCUACUCUUUGCGAUCAUUGGGAUCCAGAGCUUCAAGUCUAGCUUGAAGCGGCAAUGUGUGUGGUUGGAUCCAUCCGACCCUCAGAAUCUUACAGCGGCGUAUACCAAUGAUAUGCAAUUCUGUGGAGGUCACUUGGAUAAUCAGACUGGUCAAAUCUUGCCUUGGGUGAAGUUCGGGAGCACCAACUCGCUGGCAAGCCUGGUUAAUGGGGCUCGAGAUGGCAAGGGAUUCAUUUGCCCUCGGGGGUCCCUUUGCCUUCAGCAAGAAAACCCGUACAAGGGUACCGUUAAUUUUGAUAACAUUGCCAAUUCUCUGGAGCUAGUCUUUGUCAUAAUGAGCGCGAACACCUUCUCCGACCUGAUGUACCACACAAUGGCGUCCGACUACCUACAAGCCGCUUUGUUUUUUGGUGCUGGAAUAAUGAUCAUGUUACUAUGGCUGACAAAUUUGCUCAUUGCGGUCAUCACCUCAUCAUUCCAAGUCAUUCGUGAAGAGAGCAAAUCUAGCGCCUUCACUGCGGACAAUGAGCCGUCUUUGCCCACUCGACCAGAGGAACGGGUCCGGAGAUCACGAUUACGUCGGAUUUAUGAUCGGACCACGGCUUUCUGGGUACUAGUUAUUACCUGUGCAUUGCUUUGCCAGUCUUUGCGCAGCUCCAAAAUGUCGCACUCUCGGGAGAAAUUCAUCCACAUAGCGGAGGUGAUUGCAACCGUCUUUCUCGACAUUGAGAUCUUACUUAGGUUUGCUGCGGACUGGCGUGGAUUCUACCGGAGUUGGCGUAACAAUUUCGAUCUAUUCUUAGCGGUUGUAACGACGGUUAUACUUAUCCCGCCGAUUCCUAACACUCGGGCAUAUUUAUGGCUUACAGUGUUCCAAAUUGUUCGAGUCUACAGGAUUGUAUUGGCGAUUCCUGUCACUCGGAAACUCAUUCUACUUGUACUUGGAAAUGCUGCUGGUAUUGCCAAUUUGAUGCUAUUCGUAUUCUUGAUGACGUUCCUAGUUGCAAUCUUUGCCUCGCAACUUUUUCGUGGUCAGAUUCCUCAGAGUACGGAUGACGGCGAACUGAACAGAAUAUCAUUCUUCACGAUUUACAAUUCAUUUCUGGGGAUGUACCAGAUUCUAUCAAGUGAGAAUUGGACCGAAAUUCUGUAUUCCGUCACGUCCCACACAAAGCAGUUUCAUACUGCCUGGAUUGGCGCGAUGUUUCUCAUAGGCUGGUUUAUCCUUUCCUUUUUCAUCCUGGUCAAUAUGUUCAUUGCUGUCAUUCAAGAGAAUUUUGAUGUCUCAGAAGACGAGAAACGCCUCGAACAAGUCAAAGCUUUCCUACAGAGGAAAGAACUUGGACACAACCCUAGCAAUCUCGCACUCUCGACAAUAUUUAGCCUAGGAAAAUCUCGCCGACGUCGGGAUCCAUUAGACUAUGGGCCAGCGAUGAUGGAAAUGCUCCUCAAAGAUGCAGUGGUACGGGACUUCCUGAACGACGAAUCCUCAGACUCAGUGCAUGAAACUGCAGUCUCCAUGCCACAGAGAAGCGCAACUGCAUUAUUUGGUAAUGAUGCCAAUCCAGGCAUGAUUUCCAAGUUAUGGAAGCGCCUUCUCGGCAAGUUGAAGAAUAAAGACCCGAAUCCAUUUUACUCUAAUAUCCGAUUUGAUGGUCCAAAUGAUACUCUCGAUCCACGUCAAAUGGCUCGGCAGGCGGUUUCAGCAACAUCGGCAAGAAGAAAAGCCCAACGAGAAUACCUCUCUCGGCAUCCAAGAUACAAUAAUUCGCUGUAUAUUUUCAAACCGAAGCAUCCCCUGCGACGGCUUUGCCAGAAGCUGGUUGGCCCUGCGAGAGGUCCCGAGAGAUUCGAUGGUGUGCAGCCCAACAAAGUAGCCUGGUACAUUUUCUCCGCUUUUGUAUACGCUGUUGUUGUCGCAAUGGUAAUUUUGGCUUGUGUUACAACACCACUUUACCAGAAAGAGUACAGGGAAAACCACAGUACAAACACGUGGAACUGGUAUGUCUGGACUGAUCUCGCCUUUACCUCAGUUUUCACAGUUGAGGCGGCUAUAAAAGCAGUUGCGGAUGGUUUAUUUUGGACACCAAACGCAUAUAUGCGCAGCUCCUGGGGCAUGAUUGAUGGUAUUGUGCUUGUGACACUAUGGAUUAAUGUCGUCACACUUUUAAUCAAUGAUGGAGCCAUAUCACGGGCUGUUGGCGCGUUCAAGGCUUUGCGAGCACUUCGAUUACUUAAUGUCAGCGACAGCGCCAGGGAUACGUUCCAUUCGCUCAUCAUUGUUGGUUGGUGGAAACUGAUAGGAGCUGCACUAAUAUCGCUUUCAUUGCUGAUACCAUUUGCCAUAUACGGCUUGAACCUUUUCAACGGUCUAAUGGUGGCGUGCAAUGACUCCAACGCCAGCAGUACCCUUGAUGGAUGUUUUGGUGAGUUUAGCAGCACUCCUUUCAAAAGCGAUUGGAAUAUGCUAGCUCCGCGUGUUGCCUCUAAUCCUUAUUUCAAUUUUGACGACUUUGGGUCUUCUCUCUUCACCUUAUUUCAAAUUGUCAGCCAGGAGGGUUGGACCGAUGUUUCGUUUGCUGCCCAAGCUAUCGUCGGCAAAGGAAUGCAGCCUCAAGAAUUGGUGGCACAGGGUAACGCACUCUUUUUUGUCGUAUUCAACUUGAUGGCUACGGUCUUUGUCCUAACACUGUUUAUUUCUGUUUUUAUGAGAAAUUAUACCGAACAAACAGGUGUUGCCUUUCUUACCGCAGAACAGCGAUCUUGGCUCGAGCUUCGAAAACUGCUACGACAGAUAUCACCGUCCAAAAGUUCGUACAGAGAAACUGAGAAGAGCUGGAAGAAAUGGUGCCAUAAACGGGCCAUUGAAAAACGCGGCAAAUGGUAUCUCGUCAUUACUGUCGUUCUGGUGCUUCAUCUUGUCUUGCUGAUGACCGAGUUCAGCUCAGAGCCAUUCUGGUGGACUAAAACUAGAGAAAUUUUGUUUCUUCUCUUCAUUCUGACAUAUACCAGUAACAUUGCUGUUCGAGUCAUUGGUCUUGGAUGGACUCGAUUUCGAAAAAGUUCUUGGGACCUUUAUUCGCUUAUCACUGUUUCGGGGGCAUUUGUGGCUACACUGGCAUUGAUGAUUGCUGACUCUACAGCUGACGCAUCGGUCCAACUGCACAAAUUCUUUCUCGUGGCAAUUGUGUUGCUGUUAAUACCGAGGAAUGAUGCCCUGGAUCAAUUGUUUAAGACUGCUGCAGCCAGCUUGCCGAUUAUAAGCAAUUUAUUGGCCACCUGGCUGGUUUGUUUUCUUGUCUUUGCUAUCGCAAUGACACAGGCAUUCAGCCUUACUCGGUUUGGGGACGAAGAGACUAGCGACAUAAACUUUCGCAGUGUCCCAAAAGCCUUGAUUCUUCUGUUCAGGAUGAGCUUGGGAGAGGGCUGGAACCAAAUCAUGGAGAAUUACGCUGAAAUACGGCCACCCCUUUGUGUUGAAGAGAACAAAUUCUUCGACAGCGACUGCGGUAGUAAGGCGUGGGCUCGCUUUCUAUUCGUUGCGUGGAAUAUCAUUAGCAUGUAUAUUUUUGUGAACCUGUUCGUGUCUCUUAUUUAUGAAAGCUUCAGCUACGUCUAUCAACGCUCUAGCGGUAUGGCGGUAGUUGAUCGAGAUGAAAUACGGCGAUUUAAAGAAGCGUGGCGGAGCGUGGACCCUACCGGAACUGGUUUCAUCUCCAAAGAACAGUUUCCGCGCCUGCUUGGAGAGCUCUCCGGCGUAUUUCAGAUGCGAAUCUACCAGCCGGAGGACUCUAUUGGACAAAUAUUGGAGGACGUGCGUGGCGACUCCAAAUCAACCCGGCACCUGUCCAUUGCUACGGCAAACUUUUACAAUGACAUCGACAUAGACAGGCUUAACCAGAGACUGGCUAAGCUCGACGUGGAGAAGAUUCGCGAGCGUCGCCGCCGAUUCAAGAUAUUCUUUGGGGAAGUGCUGGUAUCCGCGGAUCCAGACAGAGGUAUUGCUUUUACGGAUGUCCUAUUAAUUCUUGCUCAUUACAACAUUAUCAAUGACAGCAAGAGCUUGAAACUUGAAGAAUUCUUGCGACGCCGAGCUCGACUGCAACGUGUCGAUGAAGAAGUACGGCGGAAGGUGGUCCAAGGCUUUUUCGAUACACUUUACUGGUCAAGAAGAUUCAAAAAGCACAUGGAGAAGAAGCGUGCAUCUCGUAUGUCAGUGAUUCCGCAGCUUGCAAUACCGCACAUCUUUGUGGACGAGGAGCUUGGUGGCGACUUGACGAAGAACCAGGGAAGGGAUACGGCCUUUCCAGAGCAGCCUCGGUGGACACAACUGAGCGUAGGCGAGGGAGCUGGUCAGCAAGCUCCAUCAGAGUCAACCCAUCUCAGCCUUCAUGACGCAGCAUACGAGCACCCUCUUAGUCACCCUCGGUCAUCUCAAACUACUUCUUCGCGUCAAGACACCACUUUUGGGUUUAGUUUUGAACUCUACGAGCCCGAAUCCCAGACUCAAGACGUGUCCCAAGCAAGCCGUCGUGGAAGCGCAACCAACCCAGUGGAGGCGCGCGAUAUGCUUGAUGAUUCCGUGUGGAUGGAAAGUAUCAGAAGAAGUGCGACGCUACGGAAACCCGAUAGGGGAUCAUACCGCUUUGGGGAUCUUGGGUAA